AUGGCAUCAAAUCUAGUACAUCUACCGGAAAUCGAGCAGAUCAGUUCACGGGUAAUCAGAAUACUAGGCGGCAAUCCAGGAAAGUUCACACUCCAAGGGACAAACACCUACCUAGUAGGCCAAGGACCUAAACGCCUCCUAAUCGACACAGGCGAAGGAAAGCCCUCCUGGUUAACCUCCCUAAAAAUCACCCUGGAGCAAGAAAAAGCCUCCAUCGACAAAGUAAUCCUGACACACUGGCAUCCAGACCACGUCGGAGGAAUCCCCGAUCUACUCUCCCACAUUCCCAGUAUUCAAGUGUACAAGAAUCAACCUACAGAAAACCAGACCAACAUCAGUCAUGGGCAGGUCUUCAAGACACAGGGGGCUACGUUGAGAGCCUUUCAUUGUCCGGGCCAUACAACAGAUCACAUGGCUUUGAUCUUGGAAGAGGAAAAUGCAAUGUUUACUGGAGACAAUGUGCUAGGACAGGGCACAGCAGUAUUUGAAGAUCUGUCUGCGUACAUGGACAGUCUGCAGAAGAUGCAGAACGAAUUCUCUGGUCGCGCUUAUCCAGGUCAUGGGCCUGUGAUUGAGGAUGGCAAGGCCAAGAUACGCGAGUAUGUUCAUCAUCGGCAAGAACGAGAGGGUCAGAUUGUUGAUGUGUUGAGUCGGGAGACUCAGGAGGGAAAGAAAGCGUGGCAGUCGAUGGAUCUGGUCAAGGUCAUCUACAAAGGCUAUCCUGAGAAUCUGCAUGCACCAGCGGAAAGAGGUGUCUUGCAAGUGUUGGACAAGUUGAAGAAGGAAGGGAAAGUCCAUGAGGACGAAGGAGCAUGGUUUCUACAGUCCAAGCCUGCUUUGUGA
Messenger RNA from Aureobasidium vineae, 843 nucleotides. The record is from the annotation of a GenBank genome assembly. Lineage: Eukaryota; Fungi; Ascomycota; Dothideomycetes; Dothideales; Saccotheciaceae.